Molecule: messenger RNA, 1095 nt
Organism: Penicillium samsonianum
Lineage: Eukaryota; Fungi; Ascomycota; Eurotiomycetes; Eurotiales; Aspergillaceae
Exons: 4
Coding region: 22-999 (325 amino acids)
Biological process (GO): proteolysis
Cellular component (GO): cytoplasm
Molecular function (GO): aminopeptidase activity
Source: RefSeq, a predicted model, not a curated record
UACAACUCGAAAGUAAAUACUAUGGCUGAUCCACUGACCGGAUAUGCCCACUCAGCCGCCUUCGAUAUAGGGAGACUGCCCGUGAGCGAUAUUCAUACUCUGCAUUAUGAGCAGUAUGGCAAACAAGAUGGGAAACCAGUCCUCUACGUGCACGGCGGACCUGGCGGGCACACCUCAUAUGGCAACACGAAAUUCUUCAACCCAGCCAUCUACCGCGUGGUACUGUUCGACCAACGUGGCGCCGGGAAAUCAACGCCCGCAGCCGAAUUACGCGAGAAUACAAGUCAGCACCUAGUCUCCGACAUUGAAGUUCUGCGUGAACACCUCCAAAUAACGAAAUGGCACCUCGUCUUCGGUGGUUCGUGGGGAUCAACCCUGUCCCUGCUUUAUGCACAAGCCCACCCGGAGAUGGUAGGCUCCCUAAUACUACGCGGAAUAUUCGCCGCCAGGAAAUCAGAACUGGAAUUCUCGCGUGGGCCCAUUGGCGCAGCAAAUAUCUUCCCUGAAGCAUACGAAGCAUUUCUCAAUUAUCUCCCCGAAAAAGAUCGGGCGAGACCGAACGAGGCGUACUAUGAUCUCCUUGUUUCGGAGGAUUAUGAGACAAGGCUCGCUGCGGCGAGAGAGUGGAAUCGGUGGGAUCUGAGUAUUGGGACUUUGAGACCGGAGCCUGAGGGUUUUGCUCAGCUCGAAGAUGAUGCGUGGGUGCUUGCUCAUGCGAGACUCGAGGCGCAUUACUUUGCAAAUGGGGUGUUUUUGGAAGAAGGUCAGAUUCUCAAGGAGCAGAAUUUGAGGAGGAUAAGCCAUAUUCCGACCACUAUUAUCCAGGGCCGUUAUGAUAUUGUCUGCGCACCGCAGACGGCUUGGGAUCUGCAUAAGGGCUUGCCGGACUCACGGUUGUUUUGGACUCCUGAUGCUGGUCAUAGUGCUAGUGAACCUGGCACGCAGGCCAAACUGUUCGAGGUCUGUGACGAGUACGCCGAGCUUGACUUUACUUACUGAAGGUGCUUGAAUAAUUGGUUACAUCCUGUCUUUUUAUCCAUAAUAUUAUCUCCAUCAUAGUCUUCUCACCAUAUAAAACAAGAAUACAUAGUCGAU